This is a messenger RNA of Triticum turgidum subsp. durum (durum wheat), 216 nucleotides long. The record is from the annotation of a GenBank genome assembly. NCBI's taxonomy places the organism in Eukaryota, Viridiplantae, Streptophyta, Magnoliopsida, Poales, Poaceae.
AUGGCGAAGUUGCAGCUGCGCGCGACGCUGCUCGCGACGGCCGGCGACAUCGCGGCUUCCGUCCUAGAGCUCCCUCUCCGCCGUUUCGCCUUACACAAGCGUGACGCGGAGGUUCUGGCAUGGCUUCCUGCAUCAACAGCUGAUGGCCAUCCAUGGCCCAGUGCCCUCCGUCGGGGGAGCUGUUGGUGCUCGCGUAGGCGGCAUGCUAGAGGAUGA